Molecule: messenger RNA, 1922 nt
Organism: Poecilia reticulata (guppy)
Lineage: Eukaryota; Metazoa; Chordata; Actinopteri; Cyprinodontiformes; Poeciliidae
Source: RefSeq, a predicted model, not a curated record
AUGCAUGUAGGGAAGAAGCUGGGAGGCGGCACGGUUUCUGCCUGGGCUCCAGGCUCCCCGUCCUGCCUGGUUUCUGCCUGGGCUCCAGGCUCCCCGUCCUGCCUGGUUUCUGCCUGGGCUCCAGGCUCCCCGCUCCCCGUCCUGCCCGGUUUCUGCCUGGGCUCCAGGCUCCCCGUCCUGCACGGUUUCUGCCUGGGCUCCAGGCUCCCCGUCCUGCCUGGUUUCUGCCUGGGCUCCAGGCUCCCCGUCCUGCACGGUUUCUGCCUGGUUUCUGCCUGGGCUCCAGGCUCGCCGUCCUGCAUGGCCUCCCACUCGCUGUGUGCUGCCAUGGCCCUGCAGGCGGCGGCCCAGUCUUCUGAUGCUCUGGUACGGUUUUGUCCCCCAGGUGUGAUCAUCGUGCCCAGCGCCGGCGUGGGCAUCGUGCUGGGCGGCUACAUCAUUAAGAAGCUGAAGCUGGGCGCUCGGGAGUCGGCCAAGCUGGCGAUGAUCUGCAGCGGCGUGUCGCUGCUCUGCUUCUCCACGCUCUUCAUCGUGGGCUGCGAAAGCAUCAACCUCGGAGGAAUCAACAUCCCCUACACCACCGGGCCGACGCUCACCAUGACUCAGAGGAACCUGACAGGAGGUUGCAACGUGAACUGUGGGUGUAAAAUUCACGAGUACGCGCCGGUCUGCGGCUCCGACGGGAUCACGUACUUUAACCCCUGCCUGGCCGGCUGUGGCAGCGUGGCCAACGACACAAACGGGAUCAGGAACUAUUCGGACUGCGCCUGCGUCCAGAGCCGCCAGGUCAUAACGCCGUCGUCCGGCGGUCAGGGCAGCAACCAGCUGCAGCUCGUCAUCGUCAAAACCUACCUGAACGAGAACGGCUACGCCGUUUCCGGGAAGUGCGACCGAACCUGCAACACCCUCAUCCCCUUCCUCAUCUUCCUCUUCAUCGUCACGCUCAUCACUGCCUGCGCCCAGCCCUCCGCCAUCAUCGUCACCCUCAGGUCUGUUGCAGAGCAGGAGCGGCCGUUCGCUUUGGGGAUGCAGUUUGUUCUCCUCAGGACUCUUGCCUACAUCCCGACGCCCAUCUACUUCGGCGCCGUCAUCGACACCACCUGCAUGCUGUGGCAGCAGGACUGCGGCGUUCACGGCUCCUGCUGGGAGUACGACGUCACCUCCCUGCGCUUCGUCUACUUCGGCCUGGCCGCCAGCCUCAAGUUCCUCGGCUUCCUCUUCAUCUUCCUCACCUGGUACUCCAUCAAGUACAAGGAGGAGCGGGUGGAGCGCUGGCUGAAGCGCCACCUGUCGCCUGUCGACACCGUGGGAAGCCUCGUGUGCCACCCGGGGGGCCACAAGGGCCACGCCCGCACCCGCUCCUGCCCCGUCAACAUCCCGCGCACCGACAUGGCCGCGCCGCACGCCGCCAACGCCCUCAACCGAGGCGUCAGCACGCAGAGUUGCCCCGGCAACGAGCUGAAAGCAAUAACUCCUCCCCCUGCAGGUCCAACCGCAGCCGCCCCGGCUGCUCCGACCCCGGCUGCUCCAGCCCCGGCUGCUCCGACCCCGGCUGCUCCGGCCCCGGCUGCUCCGGCCCCGGCUGCUCCGGCCCCGGCUGCUCCGACCCCGGCUGCUCCGGCUGCUUCGGCCCCGGUUCCGGCUCCGGCCCUCUCGCUGGAACACAUCUCAGUUCGGGUUUAAACCGCUGGAGGCCCAGAUUCAUUCACAUGUUUUAGUGAGCAGAAAGCUCUGAGCUUUUCUGACAAAAAAAAGAGAAAAAUCUGCUGGACAGCAGAUUUCUUUGUGAUGCGGAGAAAAGCUCAGUCGGCUGUUUGGGUGGACGGCGGUUCACAGCUGAUAAACCCCACACACUGCAAAAACACAAUCUUACCAAGCAUUUCUAGUCUAGUUUCUAGUGCAAAUAUCUUAUUACACUUAUA